Gambusia affinis (western mosquitofish) is the source of this 3630-nucleotide messenger RNA. Its product is annotated as galanin receptor type 1. The coding region runs from base 394 to 1431 and encodes 345 amino acids. Gene Ontology annotation, biological process: G protein-coupled receptor signaling pathway. Gene Ontology annotation, molecular function: G protein-coupled receptor activity. NCBI's taxonomy places the organism in Eukaryota, Metazoa, Chordata, Actinopteri, Cyprinodontiformes, Poeciliidae. Gene Ontology annotation, cellular component: membrane. The transcript has 3 exons. The record is from RefSeq and is a predicted model, not a curated record.
GUGAAAAAAAAUCUACUUCUUCGACCUCCUCCCUGUGGUUCUACUGCCAUCUGCAAAAAAAUCCACUGUCAGAAACAACCAAUCAGAGCCUGGAGGUGGGUCUUAGUGUUGUCAAUCAUCCUUGUAUAUGUUUAAGGUCCAGAUAAUGUGUGCAGUGAUGGAUUUCAAGCAUUGUUUUGAAUGUAGCUUUAAUUUUUAAAUGAGACUUUUGAUUUUUUUCUUUCUUUUUUUUUUCCAUAGAGACAUUUGUUCACUGUAUGCUAACAAACCUCUGAGGCUUUCACCGAACAGCUGGAUUUAAACUGAGAUGAAAUCCCACACAUUCAAUUUACUAAUGAAGUGACUUGGAAGGCCAGUUGACUGAUUGAUUGCUGAGGGGUAUCAAAGCAAAACAUGAAAAGUUCAAGAGCUGGUCACCUCCUGCUGUGGCUGGUGCUGGUGAGGAACCCCCGGAGCCGCUCCAAGCCGAGCUCCAUCCUGCUCCUCAACCUCAGCCUAGUGGACCUUGGAGCCCUACUCACCCUGCCCUGUGUGCUCCUGAGCGCCAGCUUCCAGAACUGGCAGCUCGGCGGAGGGACCUGCGUUCUGCUGGGGUUCAUGACUUCGGUGACGGUAGGAGUUGAGAUCUUCAGCCUGGCAGCGUUGGCAGUGCUGAGGUAUCGCAUUGUUGCACCACGGAUGAGGCCGCCUGCUAGUUUGACGCAAGUGCUGUGCACUGUGGUGGCCAUUUGGCUGGUCUCGGUAACCAUGGCCUUGCCGAAGGUCACAUACAUCAACUUUGACGGCGGAUGCACCUGGUCGGUUGGUCAACAGGAGUGGCUGUUCUUCCUGGUCCCUGCCUUCCUGGUGUACUACAUGGCGCCCCUCUUGUGCAUCGCCAUCAACUGUGGCCUCAUCAUCUCCCACCUCCACCGCUGCAGAGGGAGCCUGGUCGCCGACAGACGCAACAAGACAGCCACCGCCCUGCUAAUUGGCUCGACGUUGGUUUUUGCGGUCAGCUGGUUGCCGUAUUACGCGCUCGAGUUCGUCAACGUUCUGUCCCCUUACGUCAGUUCAGUGGCGUCUCCCACAAGCAGAUUAGAUACGGGCCCAUCUGGGACUUUGUCUACUUUCUACCCACCGGCCACUCCGUCCAGGCCCAGUGAGCAAACCUUUACGAGGGUCACGCUACUGUGGGAGGUGGGCUCUCUGGCGGCCAUUUUGUUGGUGUGCCUGGCUCCGUGUUGGAACCCUCCGCUGUACUUCUUGUUGUCACGCCCAGCUGUACGCCAGCUAAGAGCUCUCCUGCCUUCUUUCAUCCGAGAGCAGUUGGGGAGAAAGCCUGCGCAGCGCUGGCGCAUUGCUCCGGCUCUGCCUCCAUGUCUGCCGGCGCCUGGCGCGGCCUCGGACCCGCUCGAUCGGCAAAGCCUGACGCACAGAUUGACUCAGUGAAGAUGGCAGCAGCUGUGCUCACUCUCGUCCAGCUCACACGUGCCGUCAAUGAAACGGCGCAUGUCUAAAGACGUGAUUCACAGGACGCACUGUUCAUGUCCAUACUGAGUGCAUUCAUGGCUCUUGGCAACAAUAAACUCUCACGUUGGAUCAUUAUCAGACCCCAUUCUAGGCUAUAAACAGGGUUUAAGAUCACAAUACCAGAUGCACUUAGCAACUUGCUGUCCGGUCAAUUCCAGCUAGAAGAGGGAGUCAAACCAAAUGGAAAAUAAAAACUGAAAAGCCAAACAAUGCAAUUUCUUUGUGUAUCACAGCCCAAAUAAUCUUUUGUAUUCAGGUCACUGAACCUAAAUAUAUGGAUUUAAGCUCACACAUGGGACUUGAACCGCAGUAGUUUGCUUUUUCGGUGCUGAAGGGCAUCAGCUAAACCUAUCCUGACUGGCUUAACCCAUUCAAGCAAAUAUAAACCAAAACUCCCCAUAGGGACCUUACACACAAAACCCUAACUUCGAUGAAGAAAAACAUCAGGCGAGUAGGAUAAACAGCAUCUGCAUUGUGGAAAAUUGGCUUUGCUCUUUGCAAUCUUUUAGAACCUUCUAUAGUGCAGCACAGCAAUGCAUCACAACACGCAGCGCAGGCCUGCAACCCCCAUUACAGAGCUGUCUGACAGAGUGGAGACACAGGAGACGACGCGCCUUUAGAAAUCUCCAUGAAAAGCUCGGAGGCAGCUGAUUCUGGAUUCAAUGUCAUGGUAAUAACCUCCAUGAAAAGAGGGCCCUUUGACUUUGACGCGCAUUAAAAGACGCUGGCUUGUUUGGUUCAGAACCUGAAUGCUGAGAAGUGGCUAUUAAAAAGAGAUUUGACACAAAGUAUUGCAUCUGCUCUGCUGGGGGAAAAUGACUUGCCUGGAAGUGGAUCCUAUCUGCAUCUAGAGUGGAUUAAUAUCACAUCGUAAAGGUCAUGUUGCGUACUGCCUGUAACUUGGUUAUACUCAUUAAUGAAAUAGCGAAGGCCGUGUAAUUUGUUUUGCUGUUUUCUGUUGACGGUGCAGUUUCAUGUGCCGCAGAGGUCUGGAUGUAUACAUUUGCAGAACUAUUCACACCCCCUCAUGUUUUGUCAUGUUACAACCAGGAACUAAAACUAAAAAUUUGGAUGUGUAUUUACUUUACUCAAAGAAACUGCUAAUAAAACUCCAGUAUUCACCUUUAGGAUAGCUGGUAUAUUAGCAAAUAUAUUAUUUUGGAAUUUUAUGGCAGAAAUUGACACAAAGCGAAGAACUGUGCAGGUCGACAAACAAUAUGAGUGGAUUACAAAAUGUUUUACAAAAAAAAAUUAAUAAAAUAAAAAAACAAUCCAACAGGUUCUUCUCCUAAAUUUUCCUGGAAUGUUGCUCCAUCCACCAUAACUGGUUUCCUUUUCCCUGCUGAGCAAAUGUAUCCUCACAGCAUGAUACUGCUGCCGCCGUGUUUUACUGCAGGGAUGGAGUUUUGAGUUACGCCAUAGUGUGACUUUUGUUGAAUUUCAAUUCACUUCACAAGGUUUCUUUUUGACUCUCUUCCAACAAAGGCUUCCAUUUUCUUACGCACCCAAUAAAGAGCAGAUUUGUGGAGUACAUGAAUAAUCCUCUGGUGUUUCCAUGGGGAUCUUCGCUGUUUGCUAGAUUAAGGCUCCCCGUGCCCUCGCCUGUUGGUCCGGGUGACCAGCUUGUGCUUCGGUCAAUUUUCAGGUUCGUUUUUCCAUCUGACUUUUGGGGUAAAGUCAUUGAACAAUGUUCUGAGGCUUUCGAAGCUUUGCUGUUUGUCUUUUAACCCAACCCUGCUUUAAACUUCUCCACAACAUUAUCCCUGACCCUUCUGCCAUGUUCUCCAACAAAUCUCUCAUGGCUUUACAGAUCGGCUACUCUUAUAUAUUAAGAUUGAUGUGGACAAAUCCAGGAAGGCAGCAUGUGAAGGCAAUUGGUUGUUCUGUAUUUUAUUCAGGGAUAUCAGGAUGUUGGAUGUUACCGGGGGUUUUUUCUAUUGCAGCCAAAUUGACUGAGACUUGGGCUUAUAACAUGAAGCAAUUUCAGAGAGCGAAAAAAAAGAAAAGCAAAGCCAUAGUUGUACAGGCUUAUUUGUUUUCUUGCAGAGGAUCAGAUGAGAGUAUUACUGGAGCGCUUCUCUUUGACUGAUGAAUGUUAUGCAAAUCCUGUUGAAGCCU